UGUCUGCUGCUGUUCACGGAGGGCUGUGUGGGGUAACUGCUAAAGUGGUUGCAAUGCGGCUAGUUAAGUGUUGCGCAUAGUUUUACCUCGAAAUACAUUUUCUUCCCCGUCAUCUUUUCAACCGGGCAGUGUUUGCAUCGGGAUAUACUGAAAUCAUGGAGAUUGGAACUGAAAUUAGCAAGAAAAUACGGGCUGCCAUCAAAGGAAAACUACAGGAGCUCGGAGCCUAUGUUGACGAAGAACUUCCAGACUACAUCAUGGUCAUGGUGGCCAACAAGAAAAAUGCACAGCAGAUGGCAGACGACCUGUCCCUUUUCCUUGGGAACAAUACCAUCAAGUUCACAGUGUGGUUGCAUGGCGUCCUGGAAAAACUAAGAUCAGUUGCUGUUGAGCCAACCUCUCUCAGGCCACAGCUUGACUCUAACACGAGUGGCCAGGUGUCCAAGAGCCGUGACAGUGAGAAGAGAGGAGAGGACUCCAGAGCCCUGACUGUGUCCAGCUCGCGCUCCGAUAAGACGGAAUCUAGAGUCUCCAGUUCUGCCCAUGACAACCACAACAGGCGAGGGUCUUCGGACAAGAGCAACGCGUCUCGCCUGACCUCGGCCGUGAAGCCCCUGGUUGAGGCUUACUCGUCCUCCGAGGCCGUCAUCGACAUCAAAGCCGACCUUGACGACAACCUUAUGACAGAGGAGCACAACGUGCCGAGCUUGCCACACAUGGGCCGGCCGCGGUUCACAUCUGGGCGCUCUGCAGCUUCGUCGGCAGCGGCGGAGGGACUCAGAUCGCGCGUGCCACCGGGGUCUUCUUCGCUGCGUAGCUCCGGUCGCACGGCGGAAGGGUACAGGCCCUCGCAGGAGCGCUCCAGCUCGGCGUACGGGCGGGGAUCCAGGAAUGGCAGCAGCAGCGGUGGUGGUGGUGGUGGUGGUGGCGGCGGUAGCAGUAGCAGGGACGAGCUGUCCCGCAAGAGGAAGGCCCCGGUGGCGAGCUCGGUGGUGCGGGUGCAGCGGCGGGGGGAGGAGGCACAGGACAGUGAUAACGUGGACGAAGACGAGGAAGAGGAGGAGUACUACAGCUCAAGGGGAGGCCUCUCCAGCAGGGUCUCCCUGCCCUCCAAACCCGAGCGCAAGCCCUCCCUUCCCCCAGCCAAGCAGGCCAACAAGAACCUCAUCUUGAAGGCCAUCUCAGAAGCACAGCACUCCAUCUCAAGGACCACAAGCUACACAUCAGCAAGCCAUACAACAGCUCCUCAGCGUCAGACGGUGCCGGUGCUGCCCCGGGCCCGCAGCAGUGAGGAGAUGAAGAGCGCCAUCCGCUUCGUACAGGAGCAGCUGCAGGGCCUGAUCAACCCAGAGGCACAACUCGGUCAGUCCAGGUCCCUGGCAUCUCGGCUGCAAGACGCUCCAGAAGUAGAGGCGUCGCCGCAGCAACAAGGCUAUGAUGCGCAACUACUUGAGAUGAACAGGCUCAAGGCGUUUGACACGCGCUCCUUCAUCGUGACGCGCCCGGAGGUGGAGGAGGCUCCUGCGUCCUCGGUGAGGCAACGGUUGGGGGCGGCCAUGCAGCAGCGGCUGGGGGCUGCCGUGCAGCAGCGACUGGGGGUGGCCGUGCAGCAGCAAGAGGAGGGCCCAGGGGCCCCUCUGGCCUCCAACACCACUAACACCAACACCACAGUCAGCAGCAGCAGCAGCAGCAGCCAUCAUGGCAGCCACGGAGGCAGCAGUGUCCCCAUCAUCCGCACCGUCCAGCCCAGGGAGCGCCUAGAGACAGCCCCUGCCAGCCCCAAGUUCAUUGUGACUCUGGACGGGGUGCCGAGUCCUCUGGCGAGCCGCGGGGAGCAGGAGCAGGAGAUGGAGGUGGAGGAGGAGGGGAUGGGGGUGCGAGGGAUGGGGAUGGGGGCCGGGGACGGGCAGCGGCCCACUCAGCCCUUUGGCCUGUUGCAUGCGUCAUCCAGACAUCUAGGCAUCCAGCGCAUCAGCGCCCACCAGAGGCUGCAGAAGGUGGCCAACACCAGCUACUCUGACGAUGAAGCAGACAUGGAGGAGGAAGACAUGGAGAUGAUGGAACAGGGGCCUGUUCCUGUGAAGAGACCCAAAGUUCUGGAACGCUGCAAGUUCUGGCCAGUGUGCAAAACUGGAGAUGAGUGUCCCUUUCAUCACCCGACUACCCAGUGCAAAACCUUCCCCAGCUGUAAGUUUGGCGAUAAGUGCCUGUAUGUCCACCCCAACUGCAAGUUCGAUGCCAAGUGCUCCAAGGCCGACUGCCCCUUCACUCACGUCAGCCGCCGAGGUGCACCCCACCCCCCGCCUCGACCAGUUGCCCCGGCGAUGGCGACGGUGCAGCCCAAAUCCACCUGUCGCUUCUUCCCCAACUGCAAGAACAUGGAGUGCCCUUUCUAUCAUCCCAAGCCCUGCCGUUUUGCAGGGCAGUGCAAACGUUCUGGCUGCACCUUCUACCAUCCUUCCAAAUGUGUGCCACCUCGCAGUGCCCUCAAGUGGACCAAAGCUCAAACCAGUUGAAAAAGAAUGGAAAUCGACUGCAGAAGACAAUGUUGGCAUGCUUCAGCCCCUGUUUGUUUUCUAGUUUUGUUAGAUUUUAUUUGACUGGAAAGUUGUCUUAUCCUGAUUUUAUUUUGCCAGAUUUCUAAGAGGUUAUGGAAUGUUUUUUGUUUUAUAUAGCUGCACAUGUUUUCAGAAUGUUGUUUGUGCAGUAAAGCGUUAUACAAAGUA
This is a messenger RNA of Engraulis encrasicolus (European anchovy), 2726 nucleotides long. RefSeq names its product zinc finger CCCH-type containing 14 (gene zc3h14). Gene Ontology annotation, biological process: regulation of mRNA stability. NCBI's taxonomy places the organism in Eukaryota, Metazoa, Chordata, Actinopteri, Clupeiformes, Engraulidae. Gene Ontology annotation, molecular function: metal ion binding; poly(A) binding. The record is from RefSeq and is a predicted model, not a curated record. Gene Ontology annotation, cellular component: cytoplasm; nucleus. The transcript has 17 exons. The coding region runs from base 156 to 2516 and encodes 786 amino acids.